UAUUUUGCUAUUGUGGUUUACGUCAUUCGUAUUCUUAAAUGGCACUAAAUUAAAUGAAAAAAAAUUAUCAACCUACCAAAUUCGUGCUUUUCGAGAGAGUUGAGUUUUUGAUAAGAACAGUUCAUUUUAUGCGUUAAAUGAUGCUGGCAUAUACAUCUUAGCUUCAGUCUGCUUUCGAACACACGACGGAAAAUUUCAAAAUGCGAAUUAAUUACGUAAUUAUUCUAACAUUUUUGCUACUCUUUGGGUGUGUAACAGCACAGAACAGAUCCAAUUCAAGCGAUGAUUACUUUGAACAGCAGGAAGAUGGCUCAUUUAAUCAAUGCGAUGCUUAUUGUUUCAAUAUUAUGAAGACUUUUCUGCGGAUCUAUGGGGAUGCGAUUCAGUCCAAAAAUGAACAGAUUUUAGAAUUGAAGGAGAAACUGGCUGAUCUUAAAAGACAUAAUGUGAAGAUCAAACAAAAAGAUGAACUGAUUUCGUUGUUGCAAAAAAGAAUUUGUUCUAACAUUGGAGAAUCAGGUGCAUUGCUUGAAGACCAAAUUAAUGAGACAACUAAUGAUUUCAAUCUAGAAGACUUUAAUUAUAACACUUUGAAUUGGCUUUCCAAUAACAAUGCUAGUCAGAUAGAAGAUGAUUUAUUUGAGGACAUUGGGAAUGAAACUAUUGACGCUUUCAAAGAUUCUACUUUAAACAAGACGGACGAUUUUCAAGUUCAAGGCUUUCCUUUGAAUUGCUUUAAAGAUGCAGAGUCAACUUACAUUUCUGAGGUAUGGGUGCCCAAUGUCGGCAGUCAUAAUGUAUUAUGUGAUGCAUUUGGUUGGACAGUGAUUCUCAAUCGAUUCAACGGUAGUGAAAAUUUUUAUAGAAAGUGGUCCGACUAUCGCAGUGGAUUUGGUGACCUAGAGGGCGAGUUCUUUAUAGGUUUGGAGAUAUUGCAUCAGAUGACAUCAUCUCAAAGUUACGACAUACGCAUCGAGCUUACGAGCUUCGACGAUUAUGUUUACCAUGCGGAUUAUAGCAAGUUUAUUAUAGGCAGUGAACAGGAGAAAUAUAGCUUGAAGUCUAUAGGAGGUCAUCAUGGCACUCUUGAAAAUGUUUUUGAGUCUAAUAUUGGACAGGAAUUCACAACUUUUGAUUCGGAUAACGAUAAGUGGGUCGAGGGAAAUUGUGCCGUGCAUUAUUCAAGUGCCGGAUGGUUCGAUAAGGUGGCCACUAUGAAUCUCUUUGGCAACUAUUUACACUCUGAAGUGAUGGAUGACCAAGGCAUAUGGUGGAAGGACAUUAAAACCUGGAAAGCUGUAAAAAUUACAAUACGCCCAGAAAAAAAGGAACGAUUUUAGUAUACUCAUAUGCAAUACUAUGACUAACAUAACCAAAGAAAAUUUAAGCUGUGUGACGCACAGCUAAUAAAUUGUAGAUAAUGUUUACUAUGAAACAACAACGUUAGUUCGUUUUUAAUAUUACUGCCAGUGUAUUAUGGUAUACCGAUAUAUGUUUUUGCGAAAAUUUAUAUGUUGACAUACACUUUUUAUUCAUCCAUACACUCUUAUCCAAUGAUUUUGUUAAAACGAGGAGUUUGCUCUUUUUCUAAUCUAAAAGAGAUAGUUGAUGUAAUUUCACUUAACAAAAAUCAUCGACAG
Molecule: messenger RNA, 1640 nt
Organism: Drosophila nasuta
Lineage: Eukaryota; Metazoa; Arthropoda; Insecta; Diptera; Drosophilidae
Product: microfibril-associated glycoprotein 4-like
Exons: 3
Coding region: 201-1340 (379 amino acids)
Source: RefSeq, a predicted model, not a curated record